Sphenostylis stenocarpa is the source of this 312-nucleotide messenger RNA. The record is from the annotation of a GenBank genome assembly. NCBI's taxonomy places the organism in Eukaryota, Viridiplantae, Streptophyta, Magnoliopsida, Fabales, Fabaceae.
AUGGGAACCUCCACAUUUAGUCAAUACACUGUUGUUCAUGAUGUUAGUGUAGCGAAGAUUGACCCCAAAGCUCCUUUGGAGAAAGUUUGUCUUCUUGGAUGCGGUGUUCCAACUGGGCUUGGAGAUGUCUGGAACAUUGCAAAGGUGGAACCGAGGUCAAUUGUUGCUAUUUUUGGCCUUGGAACUGUUGGGCUUGCUGCAGCAGAGGGUGCAAAAGCUGCUGGUGCAUCACGUAUUAUUGGCAUAGAUAUUGAUAGCAAGAAGUUUGAACGAAUUUUUGGUUUUAUUCACUUUUCUACACAACCUCGCUAA